Molecule: messenger RNA, 1434 nt
Organism: Drepanopeziza brunnea f. sp. 'multigermtubi' MB_m1
Lineage: Eukaryota; Fungi; Ascomycota; Leotiomycetes; Helotiales; Drepanopezizaceae
Source: RefSeq, a predicted model, not a curated record
AUGGCAGAGGGCUUCUCGCCCACCGCGCCCUCCUCACCCGCAGGUGCCCGGCGCGUCCUCACGACCGAUGAUUCCUCCCAGUCCUCCCAAUUCCGCCAUCGCCCCUCAAACCGCGGUUACGCGCAAGACGGACCCGCACAAGGUAUCCGCCCCCGCCGCAGCUCCAAUCUUUCGGACUACAGUCUCCGCGAAUCCCGGAACUCGUUCCAGGCCUCGACGGAUGAUUUACUAUUGCCGAAACCGAGCGGGGUGGACCAUGAGACGCACAAGAGCUCGGCGUGGGACAGCGCGCCACUGGCGUUUGCCUUGCUGCCCGCGCUGGGGGGGAUGCUGUUCACGAAUGGGAGCUCGGUGAUCACGGAUGUGAUGCUUCUGGGGCUGGCGGCAAUAUUUCUAAAUUGGAGUGUGAGGUUGCCGUGGGACUGGUACCACUCGGCGCAAACGAUCCGCAAGACGGAGGAGUACAAUGGGGAGGCCAUGCUCGCCGAAGAGAGCGAAGAUGACGAAUUGAGUUUCUCGCAGGCGACUCUGGAGGAAGUCCCCGAGGACGAUGAGCAGACUCGACCGCCUUCGAAGACGGAGGCAAAACCGGGACGAAAAAUUCUGGCGCAUGAAGCUGCCACUAACGAACUAUAUACAUAUGAACUCCUCGCUUUACUAUCUUGCUUCCUUUUUCCGGCGCUGGGGGCGUAUUUGCUGCACGCGAUUCGGGGACAGUUGACUCGGCCUUCAGAAGGCUUGGUUUCGAAUUACAACUUGACGAUCUUUCUACUCGCGUCGGAGCUGAGACCGAUGGCACAUCUAUUCAAAUUGAUACAAGCGCGGACGCUGCAUCUCCAGCGGGUAGUCGGUACGAACCCGUAUGAUGUAAAUGGAAGUCCAUUAAGCGAUGUGAAGGAACUCGCAAGAAGGCUGGACGACUUGGAAGCUAAGGGGUUGAUGGUGGAUCCGAGCAAACCUGCCGCAGAACCCACUUUGAGUGGAAAGCAAUCGGCUGUUCUCACGGCGGAUGUGCGGAGAUCUAUGCAGCCCGAACUGGAUGCGCUGAAUCGAGCUGUCCGGCGCUAUGAGAAGCGGGCUACUUUGCAAGCGUUCCAGACCGAUUCAAGACUCCAUGAUCUGGAAUCGAGAUUGAACGAUGCCAUUUCUCUUGCCGCAGCUGCUGCCAACAGUGCACACCAUAAGCGUGGAUUUACAGGCGUCAUUGUCGAGUGGGUCGCGACUGCAAUCGUUAUCCCAUUGCAAGCUCUCGGCGCCCUCGCCACUCUCCCUAUCAAGACAACAGCUUCACUAAUAACCUGGGGACGGAUGAAGAUAUCUAGACAGCGACCACCUCUCCCAGAGAGAGGCAGGAAGUCAGCCAACGGAAACGGGAGGGUGCCUGCGAAUGGCCGCUUUGGCGAUCGAGUGCAGCUUCGUGGGAUGAAGAAAUAG